GAACAAUGGAGAGACAUUUUGUGUACGUUGCCACUUUUUUGCUGAUACUUCAUCUUGUUCAAGCUCAAAAUCAAACCGGAUUCAUUAGUGUGGAUUGUGGUUUAUCCCCUCUUGCAUCUCCUUACGAUGAAACAGAAACGGGCUUAACAUAUACAUCAGAUGCUAAUUUAGUAAACAGUGGGAAAAUCGGUAAAAUUGCCACGGAAUUCGAACCGUUCUACGAUAGGCCUGCUUUGAUACUGAGAUACUUUCCCGAGGGGUUACGAAACUGCUACAAUCUAAAUGUCACCCGAGACACCAAGUAUUUGAUCAAGGCCACAUUUGUAUAUGGAAAUUACGAUGGUCUUAACGUUGUGCCAAACUUCGACCUUUACUUGGGUCCGAAUUUGUGGACAACGGUGAGUACUAAUGACACUCUAGAGGAGAUCAUCCAUGUGACCAAAUCCAACUCUUUACAGGUAUGUCUUGUUAACACGGGAAUAAGUAUACCUUUUAUAAAUAUGUUGGAGUUACGACCAAUGAAGACAAAUAUGUACGUUACUGAAAGCGGUUCACUGAAACGCUUAUUCAGGCGGUAUAUCAGCAAUUCAAGUACUCUUAUAAGGUUCCCGGAUGAUGUCUAUGACCGUAAAUGGCACCCACUCUUCAAAGACUCAUGGGCACCAGUAACUACGAAUCUCAUUGUAAACACUGGUAUUACUUAUACACUACCACAAGGUGUAAUGGCAACAGCAGGAACGCCCCUAAAGGCUAACGAUACCAUGGGUUUUACAUGGACAGUAGAGCCUCCUACUACACAGUAUUACGCUUACAUGCACUUUGCAGAGAUUCAGACUCUAAGGGCUAACGAUACAAGGGAAUUCAACGUGACACAGAAUGGAAUAUAUACUUUUGGACCUUUUAGUCCUCUACCGCUAAAAACCGCAUCCAUAUCCAACUUAAUCCCACAGAAAUGCGAUGAAGGGACAUGCAUUGUGCAGGUUGUAAAGACGCUGAAAUCUACCCUUCCACCUAUACUUAAUGCUAUCGAGGCUUUCAGUGUGAUUGAUUUCCCGCAAACGGAGACUAAUGGAGAAGACGUUGCUGGUAUCAAGAAUGUUCAAGAUACUUACGGAUUGAAUAGAAUCAGUUGGCAAGGAGAUCCAUGUGUCCCCAAACUGUUUUUGUGGGAUGGUCUAAACUGCAGCAUCUCUGAUAAUUCUACGCCACCAAUAAUCACUUCCUUAGACUUAUCCUCAAGUGGAUUAACUGGGAUCAUCACGCAUGCCAUUCAGAAUCUAACACACCUGCAAAAACUGGACUUGUCAGGUAAUAAUUUGACUGGAGAAAUACCUAAAUUUUUAGCUGACAUAAAAUCACUCUUGGUCAUAAACUUAAGUGGUAAUAAUCUCAGUGGCUCAGUUCCUCCCUCACUUCUUCAGAAGAAAGGAAUCAAGUUAAAUGUCGAAGGCAACCCUAAUCUUGUUUGCACAGCUGGUUCAUGUAUGAACAAAGGAGAUGAAGGGCAUAAGAAAAAGAGUGUCAUAGUUCCAGUUAUUGCAUCAAUCGCUUCAAUAGCUGUUCUUAUUGGUGCAUUGGUUCUGUUUUUUAUUCUUAGAAAGAAGAAGUCACCAAAAGCUGAAGUGCCACCACCAUCUUAUAUGCAAGCAUCAUCCCAACCGGCAAUAGUGGCGAAAAAUAGAAGGUUUACUUACUCACAAGUUGUGACGAUGACAAAUAACUUUCAAAGAAUCCUUGGGAAAGGAGGGUUUGGAAUUGUUUAUCAUGGUUUUGUGAACGGUACUGAACAAGUAGCUGUUAAGAUACUCUCCCAUUCAUCAUCUCAAGGAUAUAAACAAUUCAAAGCUGAAGUAGAACUUCUUCUUAGAGUUCAUCACAAGAACUUGGUCGGUCUUGUUGGAUACUGCGAUGAAGGAGAGAGCUUGGCUCUUAUCUAUGAAUACAUGGCCAAUGGAGAUUUAAAAGAACAUAUGUCAGGAACACAUAACCGGUCUAUUUUGAAUUGGGGAACUAGACUAAAAAUAGUCGUUGAGUCUGCACAAGGACUUGAGUACUUGCAUAAUGGAUGCAAACCACCAAUGGUUCAUAGAGAUGUCAAAACCACAAAUAUAUUAUUGACUGAGCACUUCCAAGCCAAACUUGCUGAUUUUGGGCUUUCAAGAUCAUUUCCAACUGAAGGAGAAACUCAUGUGUCAACAGUUGUUGCUGGAACUCCUGGAUAUCUUGAUCCCGAAUACUAUAGAACAAACUGGUUGACAGAAAAGAGUGAUGUUUAUAGUUUUGGUAUUGUAUUGUUGGAGAUCAUCACAAACCAACCUGUGAUAGACAAAAACCGUGAAAAUCCUCAUAUAGCAGAAUGGGCAGGAGUAAUGCUUACAAAAGGAGACAUUAAAAGCAUUAUGGAUCCUAGUCUCAAUGAAGACUACGAGUCUGCUUCUGUUUGGAAAGCCGUUGAACUAGCAAUGGGUUGUCUAAAUCCUAAUUCAGUGAGAAGACCGACCAUGUCCCAAGUUGUUGUUGAAUUAAACGAGUGUCUGGCAUCUGAAAAGGCAAGGGGAGGAGCGAGUCGGGACAUGGAAUCAAAGAGUUCUAUAGAAGUGAGCUUGACCUUUGAUACUGAAGUGAGCCCAACGGCUCGGUAGAUUACAUAAAGAAAUAUCCUACAAUACCUCAUUGAUUUUUGUUUAUCUAUAGGACUAUCCUCUAAUAUGUUUCUCUGGUAUGUCACACUUCUUAAUGAGAAAAUUUAAUAGAGAACUAGGAUGUGAAGAUAAGGGUUACCGUAGUCAACUUGAGUAAUACUCUGUUUC
Messenger RNA from Capsella rubella, 2810 nucleotides. Its product is annotated as probable LRR receptor-like serine/threonine-protein kinase At1g51820. Bases 6 to 2642 code for a protein of 878 amino acids. The transcript is spliced from 13 exons. Gene Ontology annotation, molecular function: ATP binding; protein kinase activity; protein binding. Gene Ontology annotation, biological process: protein phosphorylation. The record is from RefSeq and is a predicted model, not a curated record. NCBI's taxonomy places the organism in Eukaryota, Viridiplantae, Streptophyta, Magnoliopsida, Brassicales, Brassicaceae.